AUGGCGGAUGCUUAUUGGAGGUACAGCGACGCUCGGCAACCACCACCGUCGGCGAUGAAUUCAGUCGUCGGAAAGCGCCCUCGCUCCGAUUACGAUGCCCAUGGUGGCCACGACCUGCCGAGUUAUUAUUCCCAUGAAGAUGAUAGAGGUUCUCUCCGCGGAAUUAGAGAUACUGACUCCAUUAAUGCCUCAUAUGAUCGCUACCUGCACAGUGCGCAAAUGCCAUCAUAUAGUGGGGGACAGUCUGCUAGAACCUUGAGUGGGGGACUACCUGGUCGUUCUGUUGAUGAUCCACGGAUGAUGGGAAUGGGGGGUGUUGAACCAGGGGCACCUGUAAAAGACAGGGUUUUAGGAAUGGGAAGUGGACGGCCUGAGGCUCCCCUACCUCCUGGUGCUACCAGUACGCUAUUUGUGGAGGGAUUGCCUCCCAACUGUACACGACGUGAAGUAGCUCAUAUAUUUCGCCCUUUUGUUGGCUACAAGGAAGUGAGACUCGUAAGCAAGGAAUCGAGACAUCCUGGAGGGGAUCCUCUGGUACUUUGUUUCGUUGAUUUUGUGAGCCCAGCCCAUGCAGCCACAGCUAUGGAUGCGUUGCAAGGUUAUAAAUUCGAUGAGCAUGACCGUGACUCGGUCAAUUUAAGGUUGCAAUUUGCUCGGUAUCCUGGUGCGAGGUCAGGUGGUGGGCACCGAGGGAAGCGUUGA
Prunus armeniaca (apricot) is the source of this 702-nucleotide messenger RNA. NCBI's taxonomy places the organism in Eukaryota, Viridiplantae, Streptophyta, Magnoliopsida, Rosales, Rosaceae. The record is from the annotation of a GenBank genome assembly.